CAGACGAGAGGGCCCUCUAGGGGUUGAAAAUACGCCUACGUCGGCACACUUCUCGGAGUAUAGCAUUAUAUAAGGCUAAACCGAAGAAGUUCACUACAUUUGGCUCCAUUGUAUCCCGAGAUCUAGAUCUCAAUCAUUCUACAGAGUUAACUGAAAUGUGGAUCGAACAUUAAUUUUAGCUAGUGGAAUCUGUGGAGGAAUCCAUGGAAUCUUUUUGAUCGGGCAAUUCCCAACGAAAAUUUUGAUUUUGUAACUUCCAAGCGGUAAGCAAAUCGGAUACGCCUUGGGGCUUAUGAGGUGUUUUUUGGAGCAACUACAGAAUACAGGGCCAUUGAGGUCCACCUUGUCUGAAAAGGAGCUGAAAGUGGCACAGUGACGCUGCUGGCGCGAUUGCUUUUAGAAUUCGGAGGAAAAGGGCCUAAAUCAUAACAGAACAGAGUAAUUAAUAUGCCCCAGUCCCCCCUAGUGUAGGAUUACUCAUUGUUUUUUUUUGUCCUGUAAGAAAGAAAAGUAUUUGAGUGACAUACAAAAUGUACAGUGAAAUGUCUUGGAUGUUGAAUAUCUUGGAUGGCAAGGCUGUUGAAAAUGCUACAGAAAUUGCAGAGCAUUCUAAUUUAUAUUUUUCCUCAAUUACCGAUAAUCUGAGAUCCGGACUCGGAAAUACGCCAUCAGACUUUUCCAAGUUGGUAAACUUUGUGGAGUCCUGCAAAGAUCCGGAUAUGGAUUUCUCUGUUCCAGACAUAACCAAUGCUCAGGUGCUCCAAAUUAUAAAGGGGAUCAGUCCUCACAAGGCUGCAGGUAUCGAUAAAAUCAGCGCCAGGUUUUUGCAUAUUGCUGCUCUUAUUUUAGCUCCAAGUAUAGCAAGGCUUAUCAACAUGUCGUUUUCCACAGGAACGUUUCCUACUCGUUGGAAAACCGCUAACGUGACACCACUGUUCAAACAGGGUGCGGCCAGUGAUCCGUCUAAUUAUCGCCCGAUUUCUGUGCUACCAGUGGUCUCAAAAGUAAUCGAACGUCAUAUGCACAAUUCUUUAUAUGCUUUUCUUAUGGAUAAUAACUUCUACUCUAGACAGUCUGGGUUUGGUGGGAUGCACAGUACUGAGACUGCUCUAAUUAAGUUAGUUGACGAGCUUUUGUUCGGCUUAGAUAACAAUCAUGUAUGCGGCAUGGUCCUGGUCGAUUAUCAAAAGGCUUUCGACAUGGUGGACCAGAAGCUAUUGUUGUGCAAGUUAGAGCUGUACGGUAUAGUCAACCGGGAGCUUGCCUGGUGUCACUCUUAUUUGUCAGAUCGGAAGCAAAUUGUCCGUGUAAAUGGGAGUGAGUCAAGCGAAGCUUUGAUGUUGCAUGGAGUCCCUCAGGGCAGUAUUUUAGAUGUUGCUCCAUCUUCAAAGAAAGGCUUAAAUUUUCUUGAUGUUAAGGAAGCUGUGAACAAUGGAGUAGAGUUGGAUAGUGUGUCUAUCAUUAAACUCAAUGAACAACCUAACUCAAAAAAGCGAAACUGUGAUGAAAUGUUCUUGCCUCUCUUAGAGGAUGAUGUAGAAGAUGAACCAUAUCCUCUUGAUGCAGCUCCUUGUAAAAAGAAGGCUCGCCUCAGUCCAGGCAAAAAUGGUGCUAGUUGCGAUGCAGAUUAUCAUCUUCUAAGUCCCAGUAUGCGAAGUCCCCUUAGACAGCUACAACCAAGUUCAAACCAGUCUCAAACUGUGACCAGCAUUGACAGAAGGUUAAAUGAAAUCCCUUCAACAAAGCCAGAGAGAAGGAAGGUGUUCCGUAGACCCCCUAUGAGCUGUGAAUCAGUCCCCAUAACAAGAACUGAUGGCCAAAGACUUUACUUGUCAAUUAGACAUGAUAGAGAGGAGAAAUCUGGUGGGUUAGAAUCCAAGGAACUGAUAGACUAUGCAAACCCACUAAAAGUUACAAAGAGAUCUCUACUCAAGUUAUCAGCCAAAGUUUCCGACCCUCUGGGACUUUUAAGUCCGUUCACUAUUACAAGGAAAUGCAAGUCUCGGUCCCUCUGUUUGGAAAAGUUAGAUUGGGAUAUCGAACUACAAGGAAGACAUCAAAGGCUGUGGAAGAACUUUGUGUCUAGCCUGAUACAACUAAACAAUGUACGUGUACCUCGUUGCUACUUUAAUUCAAGUAUGGUAUCAACCGAUAUUCAAAUUCAUUCCUUUAGUGAUGCAUCUAAGAGGGCCUAUGCUGCUGCUUUCUAUUUGCGAUCAGAGUACGAAGAUGGACAUGUUGAAGUCAAAUUACUUUCUUCAAAAACAAGAGUGACACCCAUAAAACAGCACACCGUACCAAGACUGGAAGUACUAGGCAGUACCAGCAAACCUGCAAAAGAGUUAAGCGCCUCCGAGAUUAAUGACGCUGAGACAUACUGGAUAAAGACAGUCCAAGCAAGUAAUUUUGACGCCAAGAUCAAGUUCCUGACUAAGAAUUCUCGUAUGGCACGAUUACCGAGAGUCAAGCAAUUUGGAUUGUACAAGGACAGCAGAGGUGUCUAUAGAUGUAAAGGUAGACUAAACAAUUCAGACCUCCCAGCCACGAGCAAGAAUCCGACAUUGUUGCCUUCCAAGAAUGACUUUGUAAGCCUAUUGAUAAAGGAUGGUUAUGCAAACGUUAAGCCCAAUGGAGUCAGGGACACACUAACAACCCUGCGAGAGAAUUACUGGAUGUUGCAUGCCCAAGAAGCAACCAAGAGUGCGUUACUUGUCGAGAAUUUGAAGGUGUAG
Molecule: messenger RNA, 2732 nt
Organism: Stylophora pistillata
Lineage: Eukaryota; Metazoa; Cnidaria; Anthozoa; Scleractinia; Pocilloporidae
Product: chromosome transmission fidelity protein 18 homolog
Molecular function (GO): ATP binding; ATP hydrolysis activity
Source: RefSeq, a predicted model, not a curated record